Lactuca sativa (garden lettuce) is the source of this 2860-nucleotide messenger RNA. Its product is annotated as putative disease resistance protein At5g66900. The record is from RefSeq and is a predicted model, not a curated record. NCBI's taxonomy places the organism in Eukaryota, Viridiplantae, Streptophyta, Magnoliopsida, Asterales, Asteraceae. Gene Ontology annotation, molecular function: ADP binding.
CUUAGCGAAGCUUCUUCCUGUUUCUUCGGUCAACGCCACCUUGACUGAUCAUCUUCAACUCUCUCAGACCAUCAUCGGGAACGCAUUCUCAUUUCUCCGAUCACAAUUUCAGUUUCAAUGUUCAUUAAGUCCAGACAAAUUCAACUUCUCCAAGUUCAUCAAUGGCUGGUGGGUUAUUUUUGGGGGCUGUACUAGGGGUCGCUGUUACUAAACUAUCAGAUGUCAUCAUAGACGUAUUAAAGAAACCCUCGCAGUUUAGCUCCGAGCUCACUAAAAUACGAGAAACUAUCACGAGAAUCAAGCCGAUCUUUGAUGAAAUCGAGAAACUAACUAAAGUAUUGGAUCGACCGAAACAUGAAAAUGAUAUGUUCAUCGCUCAGAUGAAAGGCGCAGAAGCCCUAAUUCUGAAAUGCAAGCGUGUCAAAUGGAAUUUAUACAAGAGAUACUCUUACGCGUUGAAAUUAGAUGCUUUAAAUAAAUCGAUGCUGGAAUUCUUUCGGUUUGAUGUUCAGUUGGUGAUGGUACGAGAUCAGAAAGUGAUAAUGAGUAUGAUGAAAGGGGAUUCAAGUCGUUCAUCUUGUAGGAUUCCGUCGCUGAAGGGUUCUGUGAUAGGAUUCGAAGAUCGAGUUAGAAAAUUGAAGGAGAUGGUCCUCAAAGAUUCAGUCGGAGAUGAAUGUUCAGUUGUAGUUGUUUCUGCUCCAGGAGGCUGUGGGAAGACUACGUUGGUAACUAUGCUCUGCCAUGAUCCCGAAAUUAAAGAAAAUUUUGGUGGAAACAUCUACUUCGCUACCAUCUCAGACACCCCCAAUUUAAAAAUCGUCAUAAAAAAUUUACUUGAGAGAAAGGAAGCCGAUUUUAUUAACGAUGAUGAUGCAAUCAAUCAAUGGGGAAGCUUUUUAGGAGAAAAUGGAUCUGAAGUACUAUUAGUACUGGAUGAUGUAUGGCCUGAUUCCAUUACCAACCUGUCUGAUUCCAUUAUUAACCGCUUCAAGUUCAAUCUCAAAGGAUACAAGAUUCUGGCUACAUCUAGGAUCACUUUUACAGAAUUCAAUACAUAUCAAUUGAAACUUCUGAACGAACAAGAUGCCACCACACUGUUUAAUUACUCUGCAUUUUCAGAACAUGUGAAUGAAUAUAUACCAUAUAAUCUUGUUGACAAGCUGGUGAAGUGUUGCAAGAAACAUCCACUAACCCUUAGUGUGAUUGGUGGUUUGCUAAAGGGUAAACCCCUUGUAAGUUGGCGUAUCAUGUUGAACAAACUAUCUGAUGGGCAGCAAUCUGUUUUGGAUUUGCAUCAGUCUAUAGAACAUUGUCUAGCACGAAGUUUGGAUGUGUUUGAAGAAGAAUCUGUAAUCAAGCAAUGUUACAUGGAUUUAGGAUUAUUUCCUGAAGAUGAGAAAAUAUCGGCUACAAUGCUUAUGGACAUUUGGGUUCAUUUAUACAAUCAUGAUGAACACGGAUUUGCUACCAUAGAACGCCUCUUAGAGCUCUCUUAUAGCAACCUUGCAACUCUAUUGCCAAUUCGGUAUUUGGCUUCUGAAUUCAAUUUAACAUUAAGAAAUAAACUUAAUGGUUUGCCAAAUUUGAAUAAAUUCUCAUUUGAUUGCAGGAUAGAUUCGCCUAUGAUUGCCAACUAUUGUGAGGAGAAAGCUGUCAUACAACACGAUUUGAUGAGAAUGCUAGCUAUUCGUUUGAGCAGCCAAGAGCCAAUAGAGCAUAGAAAGAGGUUAAUCAUAAAUGCAAAUGGACAAGACCUUCCCCAAUUGCCUCAUACUAUUAAUGCCACUAUAUUGUCCAUUACCACUGAUGAAAGAUUCUCUUUAAAAUGGGAUGACAUUCGAGCCCCUCAAGUGGAAGUUUUCGUGUUGAAUUUCAUGUCAAAGGUAUACCACUUACAACAAUUCAUGCAAACCAUGAAGAAAUUAAAGGUUCUAAUCAUAACAAACUACGGGUAUAACUUCUCAGACCUUCAAAACUUCCCCUCGCCACAAUCUUUAUCCUGUCUAACUACAAUUAGGUUAGAACACGUUUCAAUAUCUUCAAUCUCGACAUCAAUCCUAGGGUUAGAAAACUUGCGAAAAAUGUCAUUGAUCAUGUGCAAAAUAGGCGACAGUUUCGACGAAUACAUACCCAAUAAGUUAACAACAACGCUUUCGGAGAUGGAGAUAGACUCUUGCGAUGAUUUGAUCACAUUUCCUUCAAUGUUUUGCAAUCUAGUCAACCUUAGAAAACUAAUCAUUACUAAUUGCCAUGAAUUGAGUUCGCUUACCGAAGGAUUUGGGAAUCUGACGAAUUUGGAAGUUUUGCGGCUUGCAUCGUGCUCGGAUCUUAAAGAAUUGCCUGAAUCGAUGAGAAACAUGCAGAAAAUGAGGGUUAUUGAUCUAUCUGACUGUUUGCGUCUGAAGAAGUUGCCAUGGGAGAUUGGUGAGUUGAGUAGUCUACGGAUGAUUCAUAUGAGAGGUUGCACUGGGCUUCAUGAGCUUCCAUUGUCAUUCAAUGAUUUAGGCUCACUGGAAGUUGUUUGUGAUGAAGAAAUAGCAAUGCUAUGGAGGGAUUUCAAGGAUGUGAACGUACAAUUGGUGGAAGAAGAUAGAAUUGCUACCCUUUCGAAGAUUAUCCAAAGAGAUGUGCAUGUUUAAUCAGGUUUUAAGUUCAAGGCUGAUAAUCACGUAUUCACCUUCUUUGCUAAUAUGAUAUAUUGCGAUUUACCUUCUCAUAUUUGCCAUUAGUAGGGCAUUCUUAUGUUGGUUGUCUUCUCUAUCUAUUGAACUUUUAAUGUAUGUAAAAUUUUGGAUACAUGUUUUCUUGAUGUUUCAUGUAACCUAUUUAACUAUACCCAAUAUUGGUAUUUGUCCGUUUA